AUGAAAUGUGAAGUUAUCAGAAUAAGUUCUACUCCUGAUAAUACUAGUAGUACUACUGUGGAUAAUAUUGUUAUUUUUCUGUCAGACCAAACAAAAUAUCUCUCACAUUUCUCUUCUUUCUUUUCAAUAUUCUGUAACUGCAUUAAUUUUUCUUUCUUUUUUUUUAUUGACAAUUACCUAUCCAAACUUCAAAUUUACUCUCUUCCCUUUUUUCAUUUCAAUUUUCCUUCAUCUUCUUCUGAAUUCAAACUUUUUUCUUACCUCUUUCAUCUAAUUUUUAUUCCUCUUUUUCCUCUUUCUCGUUUCACAAUUUCUCUUUCUCUUUUCUCUUUCAUUUCUCUCUUUCUUCCCCUUUUUCUACCAUUUCCCUCUUUCAUUUUCCUUCACUUCCCACUAUUUCUUUCUUUCUUAUCUUUCACUCUCAAGUUUUUCUUCCUCCCUUUUCACUAUUCCAUUCUUUCUAUCAUUUCAUUCUUUCUUUUGCUCAUCGCAUUCCAUCAUUUUUUUUCUUAA
Acanthosepion pharaonis is the source of this 513-nucleotide messenger RNA. Lineage: Eukaryota; Metazoa; Mollusca; Cephalopoda; Sepiida; Sepiidae. The record is from the annotation of a GenBank genome assembly.